GGUACUUACCGUGGGUGAUCCGGUGAUCGAUCGCUGAUGUCGGAGGCGAUGUUCCGGUUCAUGUCCAAGAACGGCGGCGAUGGGUGCGGCGGCGGCGGCGGAGGAGGAGGAGGCGGAGGCAUCGCGCUCGAGGUGACUGUGUUGUCGGCGGAGUCGCUGAGGUUGCCUCCAUCGUAUUACUAUUCGCUGAUUCCGAGGCGGCUGCGGCCGUACGUGACGGUGUCGUCGGUGGCGUCGGCGGUGGCGUGCAGCACGGCCGUGUCGGAGGGGGCGAGCGGCGGCGGCGGCGGCGAGCACUCGUGGAACGACACGCUGGUGGUGCCCGUGGGCGCGGAGUUCCUCGAGAGCCGCGGCGGCGACGUGCACGUGGCGGUGUUCUCGGAGCCGGCGUGCCGGCUCGUCGGCGGCGCGACCCCGCUCGGGUGGUGCAGGAUCCCGGCCGCCGACGUGCUCGACGGCCUCCGCCCCCCGCGCGCGCUCCGGCGGCUCAGCUAUUCGCUCCGGUGCCCGCGCAACAGCGGCGGGCCCGGCGGCGUCGUGCACCUGGCCGUCCGUGUCCUCGGCGACCUCGAGUCCCGGCGUCUCCUCUCGCCGCCGCCGGCGUCGCAGACGGCGGCGCCGGCGCAGCCAGGGUGGUGCCGCGUGGCGAUGGGCAUCCCGGUGUCCGGCGCCUCCGCCGCCGUGGUGGGGAUGCCGGCGUGGGCGUGGGCCGGCGAGGCGUCGCGGUGAUCACGGCGAGCAGAGACUAGCCGUGGAAAAACGGUGGAAAUAUUUUGUGCAUGCAGCUCUCAUCGUGUCGGACUUUUCCUCAUCGAGACGUUGACUAAUUGCUAAUGGGUUGGUCAAACCUCUCGUCGGCUCGUCGCGUUGUUCUACGUAUCUACGUACGCCGAAGCUUCCUCGCAGCUCUACGUAUGUACAUACGUAUUAUAAUGCCAUACGUGGUUGGAUACUCGGAUUGAUGGGUUCCAUAAUUGUAAUUGUAAAUGUAAAUAAGUCAUACUCUCCCUCUCAAAAUAUUAAUAUAUGACGUAUAUUUUGGGACGACGAGAGUCCCUAAUUUUGAGAUGAACUAGAAACGCGGAGUGAGAGAGAAAAGUUCUAAUUGGUUUACAUACUCCAUAUUGAAAAAAAUGGACAAAGCAAUC
Molecule: messenger RNA, 1148 nt
Organism: Oryza brachyantha (malo sina)
Lineage: Eukaryota; Viridiplantae; Streptophyta; Magnoliopsida; Poales; Poaceae
Exons: 1
Coding region: 37-729 (230 amino acids)
Source: RefSeq, a predicted model, not a curated record